Molecule: messenger RNA, 1242 nt
Organism: Nannospalax galili (Upper Galilee mountains blind mole rat)
Lineage: Eukaryota; Metazoa; Chordata; Mammalia; Rodentia; Spalacidae
Gene: Mri1
Product: methylthioribose-1-phosphate isomerase 1
Exons: 6
Coding region: 72-1160 (362 amino acids)
Molecular function (GO): S-methyl-5-thioribose-1-phosphate isomerase activity
Source: RefSeq, a predicted model, not a curated record
CCCGCCCCGCCCUCUCCCGCCUGCGUGCUUCCACCGCCCAGAAUAGUGUAGAGGGGUCGCGUGUUCGCGCCAUGGGUCUGGAGGCGAUCCGCUAUUCUCGCGGGUCGCUACAGAUCCUAGACCAACUGCAGCUGCCCCUGCACAGUCACUACGAGGUGCUGGGCUCGGUGCAGCAGGCCUGGGAGGCCAUCCGUGCCAUGAAGGUGCGCGGCGCCCCCGCCAUCGCCCUGGUGGGCUGCCUCAGCCUGGCGGUGGAGUUGCAGGCCGGCGCCGGGGGACCUGGGCUCCUCGCCCUGGUGGCCUUUGUGCACGACCAGCUGAACUUCCUCGUCAGCGCACGGCCCACCGCUGUCAACAUGGCCCGGGCCGCCCGCGAUCUGGCCCACGUCGCGGCCCAGGAGGCAGAGCAGGAGGGCGCCACCGAGAAGACUGUUCGGGAGAGAGUGAUCCGCUAUGCCGAGGACAUGUUGGAGAAGGACCUCAGAGAUAACCGGAGCAUCGGGGACCUGGGAGCCUGCCACCUCCUGGAGCGAGCAGCACCCAGGGGUGGCAAGGUGACAGUGCUGACCCACUGUAACACUGGCGCACUUGCCACAGCUGGCUAUGGCACAGCCCUAGGUGUGAUCCGGUCACUGCACAAGAUGGGUCACCUAGAACACGUCUUCUGCACGGAGACCCGGCCCUACAACCAGGGAGCCCGGCUCACAGCCUUUGAGCUAGUAUAUGAACAGAUCCCCGCCACCCUCAUUGCUGACAGCAUGGUAGCUGCUGCUGUGGCACACUGGGGCGUGUCAGCUGUAGUGGUGGGAGCGGACCGAGUGGUUGCCAAUGGAGAUACAGCCAACAAAGUGGGCACCUACCAGCUGGCCAUCAUUGCCAACCACCAUGGCAUCCCCUUCUACGUGGCUGCACCCAGCUCCUCCUGUGAUCUCCAUCUGGAGACUGGCCAGGAGAUUGUCAUAGAAGAACGCCCUGGCCAGGAGCUGACGGACCUAAAUGGAGUCAGGAUUGCAGCACCCGGGAUUGGAGUAUGGAAUCCUGCCUUUGACAUCACACCUCACCAGCUCAUCACCGGCGGCAUCAUUACCGAGCUGGGUGUCUUUGCUCCUGAGGAGCUCCGGGCAGCCCUAAGUGCCACCAUAUCAGAAGGACAGACUUAGAUGGUCCCCAGAUGUGACUGACUGGUUCUCCCUAUCCUGCCCUCAUUUCUCAGAUUUUAAAAUAAAUUUCUUGAAUAGCAUA